CUCAAACCUCCGCGCAAAGCAGUGAAGGGCGGUCGACAACGCGUCGUGACCACCGCAGCAGCCCAUGGAGCGCUGAUACCGCACACAUCUCACCAGCGCGGUGAAGACGACGUCGCGACACACUAGUCCAAAUGGAGCGCGAACCUUACCAGCACCAGUUUGAGGGCGGACCGCGCGCGCGACCGAAGCGCGCCGUGACCGAUUAUGGGGCCACAACAGUGCAGUGGAUGCGCAAUCGCCGCCCGCGGUACAAGAACAUUGGCCUGCCUGAGAUGGAGCGUCCGAGCGCAAGCUACAUGGUCGACAUGGUGCCUCCCGCUGCCCGCCUGGCCAGCGCCGCAGAGUCGAUACCCGCAAAAGCCGUACACUCCUCCCUCAACAAGGUCAAACACCCUAUCAACGUAGUCAAAUGGACACCAGAAGGUCGCCGCUUGCUGACGGGGUCGACGAGCGGCGAGUUCACCCUCUGGAACGGCAUGGGCUUCAACUUCGAGACCAUCAUGCAGGCCCACGAAGCUGCCAUUCGCUGCGUCGAGUACACACAUACCGACGACUGGCUCCUGUCAGCAGACCAAACCGGAGUGGUCAAGUACUGGCAAACCAACUUCAACAACGUCAAAGAAGUCCAGGCGCAUACAGAAGCAGUCAGGGGCCUUGCCAUUGCACCAACAGACUCCAAAUUCGUUACGUGCGCCGACGACACAACACUGAAGAUUUGGGACUUUGCGUCCAGCCAGGAGGAGCAGACGCUGACGGGACAUGGCUGGGAAGUAAAGUCAGUAGACUGGCACCCACACAAGGGGCUGCUCGUAUCGGGCUCAAAGGACCAUCAGGUCAAGUUUUGGGACCCGAGAACUGGCCGCUGCCUCACAACACUACAUGGACAUAAGAACCCAAUAUCAAAAACCAUGUUCGAGCCCACCCAGGGGAAUCUGCUAGCCACAUGCGCUCGUGAUCACACAGCCCGCAUCUUUGACCUGCGCAUGAUGCGCGACGUUCUUCUUCUGCGCGGCCACGACAAGGACAUCAUCACCAUGGCCUGGCACCCCAUGCACAAGAACCUACUCUCCACCGGCGGCGUCGAUGGCAGCAUCCACCACUACCUGCUCGACGAGCAGAACGCACCCGCAGGCACACCACCCACCCUGUCCCCCUACGACUCCGCCGAUCCUCACAACGCGCCCGCACAAGCCAUAUAUCCGGCACACAGCAUCCAAUACGCCCACGACUUCACCGUCUGGACCCUCGACUGGCAUCCGCUUGGCCACAUCCUAGCCUCCGGCUCAAACGACCGCGUAACCCGCUUCUGGACACGCCCACGUCCCGGCGACACAAAGUACCCCGAGGAUAGGUACCACAUCGGUCAGGAAGCCGCGGAAAAGAACGGGACCUUCGAUCGCAGCCACGGGCGGCGCCAGCGCGCAGAGGAGGAAGAACAAGAAGCCGAAGACGAGGCAGAAGGUCUGGUUGACCAGAAGUUACCCUCCAAAUCCGCAGGCGUCGGUUCUCUACCAUUCCUACCUCCUGGCCUCAACCUGCCGGGCCUCGCGCCAGCGAACCCAGACGGAUCUUCCAGCGCGCUCCCCGGCAUCGGCGGCGUCCCACAUCCAGGUGGUCAAGGCAUGCCACCCCUCCCCCCUCCGCCAAGCGGCAUGAGCCCCUUCCCCUCUGGUCCUCCGCCACCAUUCCUCGGCGGCGUCCCACCAGGAAUGGACCCCUCUCGUCUCGCAGCACUCAUACAAUCCGGCGCUAUGCCCCCUCCCCCGCCUCUCCCGCACCACGGCGGUCCACCUUCGCAGCACAGUGGACCACCUAGCUUCCCUCCUCCACAACAGGGCAGCGUGCCUCCUCAGUUCCCGCCCGGACCGCCGCCGAACUUCCAGUUCCCGCCAGGCAUGCCGCCCGGGUUUCCGCCACCUGGCUUCCCUCAAGGUGCGCCACCCGGGUUUCCUCAAGGUGCGCCGCCUGGGCUCCCGCCGCCUGGAAUGCCGCCUGGCUUUCCACCACCGGGUUUUGCGCCGCCGGGGAUACAGAUGGCAGGCCAGAAUGGUGGGCCGGUAGGAGGGCAGCAGAAUGAAGGACAAGGAUGGGAGAGAAAACGAGCGCCGUUGCCGGAUCAGAAUGAUGCGCUGCAGGCUGAGAUGCGGCAGGGGCGGUAUCGGAAGGCUAGGUAGGACCUGGCUGGCGGUGGUGUAGACGAGAAGAUUCAGGAUGGGAAGGGGAGGCGCGGGAACAGAAAGAGGUGAAAGGGGCCGUUGGUGUAUGAGUAGGCUGUUUGAGAACGAUGAUGAUAUCACAGUUGAAUUCAGAAUUUAUUGCCGGAUUUGCACUUGUUUGAUCGCAUGUAGAAUUUGAUCGCAC
This is a messenger RNA of Macroventuria anomochaeta, 2361 nucleotides long. RefSeq names its product WD40 repeat-like protein. The record is from RefSeq and is a predicted model, not a curated record. Gene Ontology annotation, molecular function: protein binding. Lineage: Eukaryota; Fungi; Ascomycota; Dothideomycetes; Pleosporales; Didymellaceae. The transcript is spliced from 2 exons. Bases 132 to 2174 code for a protein of 680 amino acids. Gene Ontology annotation, cellular component: mRNA cleavage and polyadenylation specificity factor complex.